CCCGCCCCGCGCACGUGUGUCCGCGCCGCCCAACCCGCCACAGCGCCGCCGCGCCACUGCGCACGCGCCACGGCUAGCCCCGAGAACUGCGGGGCACUACGCAUGCGUCCCGCGGGCAGGGGGUGGGGCGCGGGCUCCGGCUCGGAAGUGCUACUUCCGCAAGUGUUGCUGGGGGAAGCGCUUCGUGACCGCCCAGGCGGAGAGGGGCAGCACGGGGCUUGGGGGGCAGCCCAGGAUGCUGCCGACCCUGCUGCUGCGGCUGCGCAGGGCCGCGCACGCCUGCGCUGCGCUGCGACGAGGGUGCCCCCCGCGCCCUGCAUUGCACACCUGCCCUUGGCCCAGCCCGAGGCUCCCAGCAUGGGAGCCCCUCGCCAGCCCCGCGCGAGCCCUGUCUGGGCGGGCAGGAGCCGGGGGCAAGGCCCCGCUGCCCCUGCGGACGCGGCUGCUGGUGGCGGUGCUGCUGGGGGCCGGCGGGCUGGGCACGUGGCUGUACCUGCGCCGGGAGAAGGAGCUGCAGCAGUUGGAGCAGCGGGUGGAGCAGCUGCGGCACGUGGCCGUGGGCCAGGGAGACUUCCAGCUGGUGGACCACACGGGGCAGCCGCGGCGCAAGGCCGACUUCGCCGGGCAGUGGGUGCUGCUCUACUUCGGCUUCACCCACUGCCCUGACAUCUGCCCCGAGGAGCUGGAGAAGCUGGUCGAGGUCGUGCACCUGCUGGAGAACGACUCCCACCUGCCGCCCGUGCAGCCCAUCUUCGUCACCGUGGACCCCGAGCGCGACGACGUGGCCGCCAUGGCCCGGUACGUGCGGGACUUCCACCCGCGCCUGCUGGGGCUGACGGGCAGCCCUGAGAAUGUGCGGGAGGUGGCAAAGGCCUACCGCGUCUACGCCAGCGCUGGGGAUCCCGACGUGGAUGGCGACUACAUCGUGGACCACACGGUGCUCAUCUACCUGCUGGCACCGGACGGGCUCUUCCUGGACUACUACACCCGCGGCAAGAGCGAGGCCCAGAUCGCCCAGAGCGUGCGGCAGCACAUGGUGACCUACCGCCCUUUCAACCAAUAAACCCCCUGGCCCCAG
Molecule: messenger RNA, 1078 nt
Organism: Alligator mississippiensis (American alligator)
Lineage: Eukaryota; Metazoa; Chordata; Crocodylia; Alligatoridae
Gene: SCO2
Product: protein SCO2 homolog, mitochondrial
Exons: 2
Coding region: 236-1063 (275 amino acids)
Biological process (GO): mitochondrial respiratory chain complex IV assembly
Source: RefSeq, a predicted model, not a curated record